AUGGAUCUGCUUCAGAUAAUAAAACAGGUUCAAGAGUGGCUUAUGCUGACGACGUUUACAUUGGAGCAAGAUGUCGACUGGAUGCGCAACAAGAUAAAUGAGCUUACCGGCAGCUGCUUGGACCGUUUAGUCUGUAUUGUCCUGGAGCGGAAUAAUCAGAGUUCAGAGAGCAUCGAUUUACAGCUUUUUUCUGAAAGUGAAAAUCGUGACAUUGACCGAAAUAGCGUAGGGGAAGAAGAUAAUCCUUCGCAUGAUGAAAAUGUUUCAGAACGCUCAGAAGGUACAAGCCAGCAAGAGGCAUCAGCAACUGUGGAGACAUGGGCUCCAGUAUUUCUACAAGACAAGGUGAUCGCCCAUGACGACAAAGAUUAUAUGAAGGAAUUAGGUGUAUUCACUCGGUAUCUAAUCAAGUUAGUGGCGAACUUGUUGCUGUGUAACUUUUCUUUAUUUAAAGAUACUCAUGCAGGCCUAUGCCAGAGCAUAGUCGAAGAAAUCAAGGUUUUGAGACAGCGGUGA
Molecule: messenger RNA, 516 nt
Organism: Protopolystoma xenopodis
Lineage: Eukaryota; Metazoa; Platyhelminthes; Monogenea; Polystomatidea; Polystomatidae
Source: the annotation of a GenBank genome assembly